AUGCCCGCACUCUCGACUGUAAACGGCAGCAACGGCAGUAACGGCUGGAGCAACGGCUGGAGCCACGGCAACCACCAUGACUUCAAGCCGGCCACGAUCGAUCUGCACGAGUCGCCAGCUACCGACGGCGCGCGCAUGCGGAGCAUUCCCGAGCUGAUCCAAUACAAUGCCGAGACCAACCCCAAGACCCUGUUCUGCUACCAGGCGACCAAGCCCGCCGAGGGCAGCGAGCCCGAUGCACCACCGCCCGUGGCCGCCGUCACCAUGCGGCAGCUACGGGACGCCGUCCACAUCCGCACCGACGAGGAGGAUGUAGGGGCGUUGAACAUGUCAACUCUCCCGUUAUACCACGGAUUUGGCCUGGUCGUGCCGUGCCUCGCGCUCGCCAUUGGCAAGCCGUUCUUGCUACCGCCGGCGCAUGCGGUUCCGACGGGACUGUCAACAGCACGAGCAAUUGAGCAGUUCGGCGCCAAGUCGCUGAUGACCGUCCCACACGUGCUCGACGAGAUCUGCGCCCUGCCGUUCGAUGAAGGCACCCGGGCCCUGCUGCCGCUACAGUUUGUUGCGUGUGGCGGGGGUCCGCUCAAGCUGGCCGUGGGCGAGAAGCUGGCCGCCGCGGGUGUGAAGGUGCUCGCGCACUUCGGGACGACCGAGAUCGGGCCGCUAGCUCCCAUCUUUGCCCCGCCUACUGACUACGACUGGCGGUACUGGAGACUGCGCGACGACGGCUUUGAUAUCAAGGUAGAGCCCAUCUCGCAGGACGGCGCUGCUGCUGGGAGUGGUUCCCAGCAGUAUUACCAGCUUACAGCUGUGCCGUUCAACUGGGAUGGGCCCUUUGUCUUGCAGGACUGGCUGAUCACGAGUGAUAAAUACCCAGGGCGUGACUUCCGAGCGGUGGGCCGCAAGGACGACCUGAUCGUGCUUGUUACCGGGGAGAAAGUACUGCCGCGCAUCCUUGAGUCGAUGCUGUCCGAGAGCGAGCUGGUCAAGGCAGCGGCAGCGUUUGGCGAUGGGCAGUUUGAGCUAGGUGUCAUCGUGGAGCCCGCAGCGCAGAACGUGGUAGGCGCUGAGGAUAUCGAGGCGUUUAAAGCCGCCAUCUGGCCUAUCAUUGUCGAAGCGGGACGCCAGAUGGACAGCCAUGCUCAACUUUCUUCCCUGGCUAGUAUCGUUGUGGCGCCGCCUGACAAGCCACUCCCCCGCUCCGACAAGGGGUCGGUUCUCAGAAAAGAAGCUUACCGCAAGUUCGAGGCAGAGAUACAAAAGGCCUACGACGACAUGGACUCCAGCACCAGCGACAGUGGGCCGCCUCUCGACCCCGAAAGACUCGAAGCGAGCCUCAAGGGGCUUGUUCAGAAUGAACUUGACAGCAUAGGCGUCAAAGACGGUGUCUGGAGCUACAACGACGACUUGUUCGAGCUCGGGGUAAACUCGUUGCAGGCCGCACGCAUCCGGAGGUCUGUAAAGCGAGCAGUGAGUCGUCAAGCAGCGACGUCCCAUUUCCUGCCAGCCGAAGAAGUCAAGAUGGACUUUGUCUACAAGAAUCCUACCAUCAACCGCAUGGCAGAGGCGUUACGACCUGCUGAGCAACAGCAAGCAGCCAGCAGAAUAUCCGAGCAGGCCCUGAUUGACGAUUAUGUCACGCGAUACAGCAUCCUGCCGAAUCCUAGACGCCGCCAUGUCAUCCUACUGACGGGGAGCAGCGGCAGCUUGGGGUCGUAUUUCCUUGCGCAUCUGGCAUCGCUCCCCGACGUGGAACAAGUAAUCUGCCUGAUUCGACAUCGGGGAGGAGGAGUUGUGCCGAACAUGGUCAAUGGCGAGGCCAAGGAGAUAGUCAACGCGCAGAUCAAAAACGCGAGGUCCAAGGGUGCCAUCAUCUCGCCUGAGCACGAAGCCAAGAUUGACGUCGUUCAGGCAGCGCCGUCUAGGCCUCGCCUGGGCCUUUACGAUACGGCCUAUGCCAGCCUCUGCAGGCGCGUCACUCACGUCCUACACUGCGCGUGGCCGGUCGACUUUCAGCGCACAAUGCCGUCCUUUGAGAGCCAGUUCCUCUUCCUGCACCACUUAGUCCAGCUGGCCAGGGAUUGCUCCGAGCAGCGCCCUUCGUCGAGGAGUGCAGUGCCAAGGCUGCUCUUUGUGUCGUCCAUCGCCGUCGUUGGCCAGUAUCACCGCUCACGGGGCUCAUAUAUUGUGCCAGAGGAGGUCCUGGAGGACGUGAAGAGCACCAACGACUUUGGCUACGGAAAGGCCAAGCUGGUGUGUGAGCGGAUCCUGACUAACGUGGCCGGGCAGCUGCGCGGGCAGGUCGAGGUGACGAGCGUGCGGUUGGGACAGAUCUCGGGGGCACGCACGGGCGCUACUUGGAACCCGAAGGAGCAUUUCCCUGCCCUGAUAAAGCUGUCGCAGAGCAGCAGCAUCUCAGCGCUGCCGGGUCUCAAAGGGACCCUCUCCUGGCUGCCGGUGGACACUGCGGCUACAGCCAUGUCCGAGAUCCUGCUGUCCCCAACCCCCGUCGAUCUGAUCUACCACGUCGAGAACCCCGUGCGGCAGGAUUGGCACGGCGUCAUGUCGACUAUUGCGGGCGAGUUGGGCCUCGAGCUGCCGUCUGCACUCGUCAGCCUAGACGAGUGGCUGGCGAGGGCGGAAGCGGUGACAGGCAGCCGCGGGCAGCGGCCAGCGGAUGGCAGCAGCGAUAUGUUGAUAGACUUCUUCAAACACGACUUUGAGCGCAUGGCGACGGGAGGGGUCGUGUUAGACACGUCCAAAGCACGGCGCGUCUCAGAGACGCUGCGCAGGGCCAACAGCGUCGAGCCAGCGCUGGUGGCUCGCUACGUGCAGGAAUGGAAGCGGUGCGGCUUCUUCGACUAG
Molecule: messenger RNA, 2865 nt
Organism: Lasiosphaeria miniovina
Lineage: Eukaryota; Fungi; Ascomycota; Sordariomycetes; Sordariales; Lasiosphaeriaceae
Exons: 4
Coding region: 1-2865 (954 amino acids)
Source: RefSeq, a predicted model, not a curated record